ACUCCCCUCUUUAAAAAGUCAAUUACUUGCGUCUGCUCCCCACCGACUGCCUCCCUCCCUCUCAAUUCCACCCGAAAUCUGCCAUGGCUUCUUCAGCUCCCCCUCUAAAAUUCCCCAACUAUUUACCCUCUUCCACAAAGAAGAGAAGAGAGUUCGUAGAUUUACCAUCGAUUGCCCCGGCCGGCCGGAGUCGGAGGCCAUCGACGGUGGUCGUCGCCGGCAUCAACGGCCACCCCCAGAUCAACGGCUCCGGCGCCCUCCGCGUGGCCUUCCAGGGAGCCCCGGGCGCCUACAGCGAGUUCGCGGCCAAGACGGCGUGCCCGGCCUGCACCACCGUCCCCUGCCGUGCCUUCGCCGACGCGAUAUCCGCCGUGGAGCGCGGCCGCGCCGACCGCGCCAUCCUCCCCGUGGAGAGCACCAUGGAGGGUACCGCCCUCAGGAACUACGACCUCCUCCUCCGCCACGAUCUCCGCAUCGUCCAGGAGAUCAACCUCUUCGUCCAUUACUGCCUCCUCGCGAUGCCGGGCGUCCUCCCCGGCGAGCUCCGUCGCGUCAUCAGCCACCCCAUGGCCCUGGCCCACUGCGGCCGCGCCCUCGCCCAGCUCGGCCUUCGCCGCGAGCCCGUCGAGGACACCGCCGGCGCCGUCGAGAUGCUCCGCUCCAACCACCUGCUCGACACCGCCGCCAUCGCCAGCCCCCGCGCUGCCGUCCUCUACGGCCUCGACGUCCUCGCCCAUGGGCUCCAGGAUGAGUCAUGGAACGUCACCCGCUUCCUCCUCCUGUCGAAGACCACCACCGGACCGCCCCACAAACCCGACGGUGGCGGGGCCGGGCUGAAGACGAGCCUGGUCGUCGCCCACCGUGGCAGCUCCAUGGUGGCGCUGCUGAAAGUCCUCUCGGCGUUCUCGAAACGAAACAUCAAUCUCACCAAGCUGGAGGUGAUCAAUUCGUCGAACGAACGGGAGGCGCCCGUCAUGAUACUGGACGUGAGAGGGAGGGGGUCGCUGAGGGCUUUCCCCCAUGUUUUAUAUGUGGAUUUCGAGGGCUCCAUGGAGGAUUCCAAGGUAAAGGAGGCCAUUGAUGAGAUCUCUUCCUUCUCGGUGUUUGUUCGGAUUCUUGGCUGCUACGCAGCCGAUCCUAAUAUCUAUGAUCUUCAAUAGGAUUCAGACCGAUCAUAUAUUACGUUAUAUUGCGGUGUGUAUCGAUCGAACUGCUUGCGUAUCUUCUGUUUUUGAAGUAAUCAAAGUUUACUUCCAUACAAA
Phoenix dactylifera (date palm) is the source of this 1262-nucleotide messenger RNA. Lineage: Eukaryota; Viridiplantae; Streptophyta; Magnoliopsida; Arecales; Arecaceae. The record is from RefSeq and is a predicted model, not a curated record.